Messenger RNA from Rotaria socialis, 1286 nucleotides. Lineage: Eukaryota; Metazoa; Rotifera; Eurotatoria; Philodinida; Philodinidae. The record is from the annotation of a GenBank genome assembly.
AUGCGUCUUCACAAAGAUAUAGCAGAUAAGGCCGGAGCAGUAACUGAUCCAUUUACUAUUAUUCAAUCAAAUCAAAAUAAAUCGACAAAUGCUCAAGAAUUCAGCAUUAAAAUAGCUGAUAAUUUUGAUCUAAACCCUGAUACAUUACAUGGCAACAAGAGUAUUCAUAUUCUGAAUCAAAUCAUCGUGUCAACAUCUAAGAAUGAUGAAAUUCUAACUGUAGUGGCAGAUAUUCUUACUGAUGCAUUGAAUGAAAUAGCCAAAUUAGAUACUAAUGCUGAACCAAUACCUCCACAACUUCAAGCAACUGUCUCAACACCUUAUCCAUCUAACUUCUGCAAUAAAAUGGCUACUUGUGAUCCUUUUCAUUUGCCUCUAUUGACAUAUGGAUUAAUAAAAUAUUUCAAUGAUACCACUAGUAUAUCAAGUAUUUGUCCGUCUACUGCUGUAUCUCUCCAGAUACCACUUCUCUCUGGAUUUCUUGCUACAUAUUUGCCUUGGAAGCCUAGAUCAAUUCAUAAAGUAUCUUUUUUAAUACCUCUAAACAAAGAUCCAAGUUCUGAAUCAACAGCUAAAAUUUAUCUUGAAGACACACAACACUUUUUCAUUGACUCGAACUACCAAAAGGAAGCAGUCUUAGUAGUUGAUGAAAAAAUCUAUCGAUCAUGUGUGAAGGUGAAACGUCAAGAACCGGAUAUGUUUCGAAAUGUAUUUGUGUAUGCUGGUGAUUUUCACGUAAUGAAAAGCAUGAUGAUUGUUAUAUGGAGUAUUUUGAAAGGAUCGCAAUUGAAAAAAUAUUUCCGACAAAUCAAACUUUGGCUUGACGCUUUGGAGCCAUUCCUUAUAGCACCCGCAAUGUUUCGUAAUGGCUAUGGUUAUUCAAAUACUCAAGAUAAAAUGAAGAUCAAAUGGUCAACAUUAAACGAUCAACUAACUGAUUACCGAUUUGAAACUUGUGGUGAAUGCAAAGGAAGUUGCACUCGUUGCAACUGUUACAAAAAUAAUUUAUCUUGCACAGUCUUUUGUAAAUGCAAUCAAGAUAUGUGUUAUAAUAGAAAUAUCUACGGUUCAUCAAGUCAACAGCUAAAGAAUAAGUUGGACAAAUUGCAAGAUAUCAAUGAAUCUCAUUCUGACAUGGCUUUAAAUGAAUCAAAUAUAGACCCAGAGGUGAAAUAUUCUGAUAGCAAUGUAACAAGCACACCAACGGGUCGAAGACUAUCAUCAACAACUGUGGUAUUGGCCCUCACUCCUCACACCCACAUUUUUUGUAAUUUAUUCUUUAUAGA